GAUUUUUUUUUUUUUUCGAUGCCCACCUUCAUAGCUAGGUAGGUACCCUAUGCACACAGGAAGCACCACCCAAUACCCAGCUUUCUGCACUUUCUUAGCACUCCAGUGCUGGCUUACCCUUGCGCAUUCCCCGCAUAAAUCUCAAAACACUGAUAGGUAGUACCAAGAAAGGUGUAAUACUUUUCAUCAGAAUUGACGAUAGUAUUGAUGACUCGAGCUCUGACCACCCUCAAAGUGAGGCCGCAUCGUGGUGGGCUUUUCUAUUCGAUCUUCUAGAGCCCCUCCGUCCAGUCUUUUCCUGACACAUUACCACCUCUUAAAACUUAUAUGUGCCUUACGGUUCUGAGAGACCACUCCUUAUUAUUGAUUUAAUUUUCCUAGCAACGCUCAUUACCAUGUUUUCGCGCUGGUCGUUCGCCGCACCCAUUCGCCACGGAGAGCCAUCAAGUUAUCAAAAGGACGCUCGCGGACAUCGUCGCGGCUCUUGCGACCAUUCCCGCGAUGGAAAAAGAAUAGGAUUCUUCGACAUCGAUACAACCGUGAGCCGCCGAGAGUCGAUUUUUGCCACUGUAAAGGAGAAUUCGCAGCUAGAUCAGGCGGUCGAAAUAUUGAAGCAGAAAUUCCCGACUGGCAACCGACGCAUUCCAGAUGACGCUCAAGUACAGUUCUUCUGGGACGACAAACGCCUAGAUGGACCUGAUAUUCCCAACGAGGCCCAGGUCCUAACGUAUCGUGUACUGAAAGCGGGCGAUGACGGCUCCAUCCGAAUUAUCUGGCAAGGCACUGGUCUAAAGCUCCCCAAACCCCAACUCGAAGCAAUCGCCCGUGGAGUCGCAGAAGGAAAGACCGUAGGCAGUAUUCGCGAAAUCAUAGCAGAGCUAUUGCGAGCCUCCAACGAAUCUAAAGCACACCUUGUCAAAGACGCCAACCAAAUCAUAGUCGAGGCCACUGGUGGCUUGAGACCGAGUCCCCUGCAGGGAAACAGCUGGGAAGCACGUAAAGUGCAGAAUUGGCUUUGCCGUUAUCUAACCAUUGACCUUGUGCCGGUCGGCGAGUUCUUUGUUCUCCAUGGAUUCAACGAGAAAUACGUCUAUCACAAACCUACUCACACAGAGGUACCGAGGAUUAAGGGUUGGUUAAAGGAUCACGUCUUCUCGUCGGUGUACAUCCGAAGACCGCGCCGACGCAACAUCGGCAUCGAUAUCGGUGACAUCAAGCUGUUCUACCGUGGGCGACUAGCUAAGAGAAGUACCCACAUCCGCUUAGGUAGUGUCAUCGACUUUGAGGUACCUCGCGCAUUCGAGAAUAAGUUUCUCCGAAUUGAAGCGUGGCUAGUACCCCUGACGGAGACAUGCAUCGUGUGUAACGACGAGAAGAGAAUUUCGGAAAUGCCGAAUAAGAAACGCAUUACCUCCUCUUGCAAGCAUAACUCCGAGAUGUGCAAGGGUUGCAUUGCUCAGUGGAUUACUACCAGCUUGGACACCACCACUUGGGAUCACCUUCGAUGCCCCGAGUGCCCUCAACUCCUUACGUACGAGAAUGUCCGAGCAUUCGCCAGCCCCGAGGUAUUCCAGAGAUAUGACACACUUGCAAUGCGAGCCUUAGUCUCAAGCAUCCCGGAAUUCGUUUGGUGUUGCAACCCCCGCUGUAGCUUCGGCCAGAUUCAUCCCACUGGCUGUUCCCGCGCGAAAUGCCACGAAUGUAAGCGCUCCCUAUGCGUAAGACACAAUAUUCUUUGGCAUAAAGGGGAGACUUGCGAGGAGUAUGAGAGACGCCGCCAAAGGAACCAGAAGAACAACGAGGCAUCCGAGAAAUGCAUCCAGGAGAUCGCCAAGCCAUGCCCAGGAUGCAAGAGGAAUAUUUUUAAGUACACUGGAUGCGAUCAUGUUACGUGUACCUGUGGCCACGAAUGGUGCUGGCUGUGUUUCGGAGAGUACUACCGCGAUCAGCGCGAAUUCCUACAAUGCCGUCACAAGAUGGAAUGCGAAUACCGCAGAAACCCACCGGGCUACGAAGGAGGCAGAGCAUUUAUGCCUUUCCUCAACAUCCCCGGCGAGCAAGGACACGCUCGCCGUGCGGCGCCACCACCGCCACCACGACGACAAAUUCAAGUACCGAGAGGCCGACGGGAACGACGACCGUUAGAGGAACUCUUACCAAACCAAGGAAAUAUCCCCCAUCUUCCUCCUAUGAUGGACCGCGAAGAAGCCGAUCGCCUACGCCGUGGAAUGUAUGGAGAGAAUGUUCCGCCUAACCUUCAUCAAAACGAUGAACUCCGAGGGCAGGGACGAGGUCUCGCGGCGCGAGAUCAGAUGCUACUCUUUGAACUUAUGAAUGAAGAAGCCCUUGGACUUGAGAGAGAACGCCGGUUUUAUGAAGGACUUAGAUUCGCACCACGCCAUCGAUAAGGAAGGGAGCAAAACUCGUUUCGUCAUCGGUCUGCGGCCUACAGGUCGUAAUAUUCAGGGACGGUUCCCUCUUACACAAUUUCCUGAGAACGA
Messenger RNA from Hypoxylon trugodes, 2501 nucleotides. RefSeq lists its product as uncharacterized. Gene Ontology annotation, cellular component: cytoplasm; ubiquitin ligase complex. Gene Ontology annotation, biological process: protein polyubiquitination; ubiquitin-dependent protein catabolic process; positive regulation of proteasomal ubiquitin-dependent protein catabolic process. The record is from RefSeq and is a predicted model, not a curated record. Lineage: Eukaryota; Fungi; Ascomycota; Sordariomycetes; Xylariales; Hypoxylaceae. The transcript has 2 exons. Gene Ontology annotation, molecular function: ubiquitin protein ligase activity; zinc ion binding; ubiquitin conjugating enzyme binding. The coding region runs from base 396 to 2408 and encodes 670 amino acids.